This is a messenger RNA of Rhagoletis pomonella (apple maggot), 4117 nucleotides long. It is a transcript of the gene Keap1, whose product is annotated as kelch-like ECH-associated protein 1B. The record is from RefSeq and is a predicted model, not a curated record. The coding region runs from base 133 to 2253 and encodes 706 amino acids. The transcript is spliced from 6 exons. NCBI's taxonomy places the organism in Eukaryota, Metazoa, Arthropoda, Insecta, Diptera, Tephritidae. Gene Ontology annotation, molecular function: protein binding.
UAAACAAAAAGUUUGUUUACGUAUUGCCAUAAACGUCAAAGUCGGCAAAACCAAAGUAGCGGUUUAAGGGAAUGCGCCAUCUUCAGUUCAUUACACCAUGGGAAACCACUAUAUACAUAUAUAGAAACAGAGAUGAGCAACAGUAGUGAUUCUAUAAAUAACUGCCAAAGUGCUGAUUUUAUAUUCCGCAACCCGUGUUCGUAUAGUUCACCAGUGGUUGAACAAGAAGAUGUGGACGACAGGGAUGAUGAUAUGACUUUUUGCAUGUCAAAUUACGCCAAAGAAGUUUUAAAAAUGAUGUUUAUGAUGCGCUCGCAUAAUAUGCUUACGGAUGUCAUAUUAGAAGUAAAGCAGGAAUUAUUUCCAGCACACAAAGUCGUUUUGUCAGCAGCAUCUCCAUAUUUUAAAGCUAUGUUUACCGGCGGAUUAAAAGAAUCGGAGAUGUCACGAGUUCAACUGCAAGGAGUUUGCCCCACGGCAAUGGGUCGUAUAAUAUAUUUCAUGUAUACAGGCCACAUACGUGUUACAGAAGUAACGGUCUGCCAAUUACUGCCUGCUGCAACGAUGUUUCAAGUACCAAACGUAAUUAAUGCGUGUUGUGCCUUCUUAGAGAGACAAUUAGAUCCAACAAAUGCUAUUGGUAUAGCAAACUUCGCCGAACAGCAUGGGUGCUCAGAGCUUCAAAGGAAGGCUAACCAUUUUAUAGAAAGGCAUUUUACACAGGUAUGCCAGGAAGAAGAGUUUCUUCAACUCACCGCUUACCAAUUGAUUGCGUUAAUUCGUCGCGACGAGCUAAAUGUUCAAGAGGAGCGCGAAGUAUAUAAUGCUGUUCUUAAAUGGGUUAAAUAUGAUGAAGAAAACCGUUACCCAAAAAUGGAGCAUAUACUUUGUGCCGUUCGUUGUCAGUUCUUGACACCUAAUUUUCUUAAAGAGCAAAUGAGAAACUGUGAUGUGUUACGUAAGGUUCCUGCUUGUCGAGAGUACUUAGCCAAGAUAUUCAAGGAUCUGACUUUACACAAACGACCGGUAGUAAAAGAACGUACGCCAAAUACAACUCGAAUGAUUUUUGUGGCCGGAGGAUUUUUCCGGCAAUCAUUGGACAUCUUGGAAGCAUAUAACGUGGAUGACAAAACAUGGACAAUUUUGCCAAAUUUACGGAUUCCCCGGUCUGGUCUGGGUGCAGCUUUCUUGAAAGGCACAUUCUAUGCUGUGGGGGGAAGAAAUAAUUCUAUUGGUUCAUCCUAUGAUUCCGACUGGGUAGAUCGGUAUAAUGCUGCAACAGAGCAAUGGCGUCCGUGCGCUCCAAUGACAGUACCACGUCAUCGAGUUGGCGUGGCUGUAAUGGAUGAAUUGAUGUACGCAAUAGGUGGAUCCGCUGGAUCAGAAUACCACAAUUCAGUCGAAUAUUACGAUCCAGAGCAAGAUCGAUGGACCCUUGUACAACCCAUGCAUGAAAAAAGAUUAGGUGUAGGUGUGGUUGUUGUGAAUCGAUUAUUAUACGCAAUUGGAGGAUUUAAUGGAACUGAUCGACUGACAACUGUAGAAUGCUACCACCCUGAAAAUAAUGAAUGGACCUUUGUACAACCAAUGCAGUACGAGCGAAGUGGCGCUGGUGUCGCUGCUAUUAACCAAUUCAUUUAUGUGGUUGGUGGAUUUGAUGGAACACGCCAACUUGCCACGGUGGAGCGAUAUGACACUGAAAAUCAAAUUUGGGAAUUAGUGGCACCAGUACGUAUCGCUCGCAGCGCUUUAUCUCUUACUCCGUUAGAUGGAAAGCUCUAUGCAAUUGGUGGAUUCGACGGUACAAAUUUUCUUUCGAUUGUUGAGGUAUACGAUCCUAAAACUAACACCUGGGACGAAGGCACCCCUUUAAACUCUGGUCGUUCCGGCCAUGCAUCAGCUGUGAUAUACCAACCAUCUUGCGCUACAAACUUCAUGGAAUGUAUGGAUAGUGAAACAGCUAAACGUGGCGGAAAUGGUUCAUUCCCUGAUGAAUUACCAAGGAGUAGAAAUAGUAAUCAAAUAGGUCCUACAAGUGGGAGCUCUUAUAUGCACUUUCACACAUCUUUUGGUGGGACAAGUUGUAGAAAGUGUGAUCGGGAUCAACAAGCAAGCGAAGAUAUUAAAAGCAGUAAUUCGAAUCUAUUUAAUCCAACAUUGCUGGAUACCUUUUGGUAUAUUUAUCAGUGGUUUGCGAGCUUUUACAAAGGAAAUAAUGCAAUAUGCAUUGAAACAUGCACCUGCUAUACUUAGUAUGAGUCAAAAACUAAAUUGCAUAUUUAAUCUGCAUAAGAAGUAUCUAGUUUCAGCGUCUUUUUUGUUUGGUUCGAAAAAGAUUAAGCAAGAUAACUGCUGUCACAGAAAAUGCACCGAAAACCAGCGCCCAAUGCAUACAAAAAAAAAAAAACAUGGGACAUUCCUUUUAUAAAUAUUUUCACUUACCACGGAAAAGGCAUCAUAAAACCAAUGUAUUGUCAAGCUAAUUGUUUUAUUGUAUUUUAUAGAUUCAAACGUAAGAACGUGGUUUUAAUGAGGAAGUGUUUUACCUCUGCAGGAAAAAGUUUCAAAGAAUGGUAUAGAAGUGUGACAUGCUAAUUCGGAAUUCAAAUUUCAAUAGUCGUCAGAUAAAAAGGGUUAACAAAAACCUUGAUACCUAGUAUCGUUCUGAAGUCGAUUACAAUUGUAAUAAACGUUAAAUUACAUAAUUCUUUGUAAGUGCCUUAAAUUGGCUUAGGAAAUGUAUUGCCUAACGAAUUUAUAUCAUCAUUUCGUGUCUAUAAAGGCGCGAGCUCAAAAGUUGACGCGAAAAAAGGCGCAUAAAACAAACUUCAGCGAAGAAAGACUCUUAACAUAGUUGACGGCGAAGAAGGACGCGUAAACUUAUUUUCGCUGUCAACUAUGUAAUAGUAUGUUCAUUCCGUAAAUAGUGACGAUAUAAGAGCUUAAGUGAGGAUAACCGAUUAUUGUAAGUUGAAAACAUCAGACUGUGAGAAAUCAUAUUUGUACGAAAUAGUCACGCCCGACGGCAAGUAAAUGUACUACAAUUUCAUCUCAAAUCAUGCAAGCCGACUGCACCUAUCUCACCGGAUCACUUGAAAUUUUAUUACAUUAUUCUACUCGGAAAAUAAGCGCAUACGUUUUUUUAUCAAUCAUAAAAAUUCUAUGUUUCAUGCACAGUGUAGACAGUGUGCCAAGUAAUGACGAUAUCCAGAUUUGACAAAUCAUACGUGAACUGAUGUGUUUGUGUUAGUUGUUUAAUUCAAUUAACCCUCAGAUAACACAUGUUUAAAAAAACACAAAUUUUUGUUCUGUAAUCAAAAUUGAUUUUAAUUGCAAAGUUAAAUUCCUAUUACUUAAUCAAAUAAAAUUUAAUUUCGUAAAUUCUUUCUAUUUCCACAUUGGAUAGAUUGGGCACUGGUACUUGCUUUGACGGAACUUAUUCCGGAUGCAAUAGCUUACGCGACUAGAAAGGUCCGGGGUUUUAAAAUGAUUCUCACAAAUACAUGCUGUUGGUGACAAAGACAUAUGGCAAGCUAGCUCCCACUGUUCUUUUUACAUACUCUUCGUUCGGUACGAUGAACACGGAGUCACCGCACUUCGCACUCUUGCAUAAAAAACACGUAUGCUGCAUUAUUAGUUUGCUCAACAAACUAUAUGAAUCGAUAUCGCUUUGUUGGUGCGCAAAAAUAACUUACCAAAAUAAUUUCGUUUCGUUUCAGAGCUAAAUUAACGAAACAAAACUCAAUCGUUAACGUUGAACGAAAUAAAUAUUAUUAUUUUACUAUGAUAAUAGCCUAAGCGAUAAAAAACUGAAUCGUUUCAACAGAAACGAUUGCUUUUUUUUGGUAAAAUCUAAUGUUAACGUUACAAUGCAUCCUUGGCCUUUUCGCUUUCUAUAUUUAUUUUUUGUUAAUAGGUAUUUUCUUCUGUUCACGAUUUCAAAAAAAUUUUAAAUGCAAACUACCAGAAAGGUUAAAGAAGGUGGCAACGAAUUUCAAAAUUUUAACUAACACACUCAAGCAAUUGUCAAAUAUGGAUAAGAGAAAAAUUAAAUGUCAUUACUUGGCACACUGUAUAUACUGUAGUUUCAUGCACUUUGCAGAAAUGACUCAGCAAU